This is a messenger RNA of Guillardia theta CCMP2712, 2049 nucleotides long. RefSeq lists its product as hypothetical. NCBI's taxonomy places the organism in Eukaryota, Cryptophyceae, Pyrenomonadales, Geminigeraceae. Gene Ontology annotation, molecular function: protein binding. Gene Ontology annotation, biological process: negative regulation of DNA-templated transcription. The transcript has 6 exons. Bases 1 to 2049 code for a protein of 682 amino acids. The record is from RefSeq and is a predicted model, not a curated record.
AUGCAGGGAAAUCUCGCAGCGGCAGCAAAAGACUUUUCUCGGGCCGUGGAUGCUGAUCCGAAUGUUGCGGACGCAUGGAAGCGUCGAGGACAGACAAGAGCGGCGUUAGGCUUUGAUCAAGAGGCGAUCAAGGACCUCACCAAGGCAGCAAGUUUAUCACCAGACCACGAGUAUGCAUAUCUGACGUGUGACUUUUUUUUUCAGAGAGGGAUUGUUUACCACAAGAUGAUGGACUUCCGCAAAGCUUUGACGGACUUUCGCAAAGCGCUCAACAUAGACGGUAGCAGCCCCAUCACAUGGAACUUCGUCGGCCUCUGUGAAAACUCACUGGGUAGAACGCGAGAAGCAAUCAUCGCCUACGAACGAGCCACCCAACUCGAUCCGAACAUGAAAGAAGCAUGGGCCAACUUAGGUCAAGCGUACAGGGACGCAGGAGAUCGACAAAAUGCGGAGAAAUACUUCGCAAUGGCUGAGAAGCUAGACCCGAACUAUGUGCACUGCUACCAUCUCCGAGGUCUUCUGUUCUACGGAUGUGGUGAAAUUAGACUCGCGCUGCACGAUUUCUCUAGGGGUCAUGAAUGCGAUCGGAACGACAAGAAUUGCUUCCUGAUGAAAGCUGUCUGCAAGCACAGUCUCGGUGACAUGUCUGGUGCAAUAUCCGAGUACACUCUACUCUUGAAGAUGGAUCCAGUCAGAAAGGAACUGAUGGUUGCUGCAGGACAUCUCUGCUACUAUCAGAGAGAGUUGGCGAUAUACUUGCAGAAGCAUCUUGACGUCAAUCUCAUCUCCUUCAAUGCGGAUGUCGAGUUGGAUGCCUACUUCAAGGAGUCUUACUGCAAGCGAGACCCGACCAACCAUCCUCGACUCUGCAACUAUAUCCCGCAAAAGCCUGCGACAUCAAAAAUCCCUGACGUGAAGAUGGUGGACAAGACGGGGGUGAAAGAAGUCGACGAGCUUGUGGAACUCUCGCGGAGGUUUGGGCCUCUGAUUCAACUCAGGUCUGCUGGCUUCUUGAGCAACCUCAGACAGCAUCGAAUGUGCGGCCUCGCCAUCCUGCACAUGGCACAACAGGCAAAAGCCUGGUGGCAGAGUGGAAGCACAGCAGAGACUGUGGCAAAUGGGUCUCGGCGCUAUGACCUCUACUUCGACGUCAAGGGCAGCUCCAAGGACUGCGGGAAGAAGCAUGCCUUCGGCUGGCGCGACUUCAUGGACAUCUCAGUGAAAUGGCGGCAGAUCUCCGAGCCCAACGACCCGGUCUUCUGGAUAGACCUGAUGGCACCUGAAGUCUUCGCCGAAGGGUUCGGUCUGCAGACCCCCAUGGUAACCGGGCAGAUGAACGUGGUGAGGUACUACCCCUACUUCGAGCGAGCGAGGGACGUGGUGAAGAAGCUCAUCGAGGAGAGCGGCGCAUGCAACGUGCACGACCAGCGGUUCAUGCUCCCUCCCAACAAGAUCGACCAGCUCAGAGAGGCCAAGACUUGCCAGGACCUGUGGGAAGUGAUGCAGCAAGGCUUCUACGUCGAGACCCCUUGCCAUAGUGUUGCUCGGCCCGGCGAGAUCAUGGCAGGAACAAGGAUCACCCUCCUUCAGAAGCCUCCCGAUGGCUUCGACUUCACCAUCCGCACCCCUGGCACGCCGCCGCGAUGGGUGGAGAUGGACAAGGAGAUGGCGCACGCGUGGUCGCUGCUGACGGAGGAGGCGAGGAGACAACCCGAGCCAGACCUCGACAGGUUCACUGACCUCGCGCUCACCUUCUACUUCUACUGGGUCAACUUCGGCCCUCUCUCGCGAGGAACCGCAGCCUGCGGCUACAUCGCCUUCUUUGCGCUCAUGCUCUCCAUCGGGAUCGAGGUCCAGACCUCCCCGCCCGAGGGCACCCAGGUGGACUGGCCGGCCAUCCUCUCGCCGACGCCCGCAGGCUUCAUCGACGAGGUGAAGAGCUGGAUCUACCCCUCUAGGAAGCGAUGCGACAUCCUCGAGACCGCCCCAGCCGUCGGUGAAGUCCUCGCGACCCCGCGAAGGAUGCUGGAGGCUCUCAACUGUAAGUAG